AUGAGCGUAGCGCUUGAGGAGCUUGUCCAGGCCCUCACCCUUCUACAGCAGGCGAGUGCGCUAGAUGUGUCGGGUGAGAAUGAGAUGGCCAUAGAAAUGUAUAAUGCUGCCAUGGAGGAGUUAGACACUGUGGCCCCCUACCUACCCCCCGAACACGCUGAUGUAGUUAGGAGAAAUACAGGAGAAAUAAAGCGCCGAAUAGAUCUUAUCAAGAGGGAUCAAUGGAUUCAAGAGAGAAGAAGUGAAUUUCCGACCUUUCCUGUAGAGUAUGUACCACAGCCGGUGCCUGUUGAGGAGUUUAGGGUCCCGGUGGAUCCGACUUUUCGCGUUCUGUGGUUGAUGCGUCUGUUGCAGCGGUCAAUGCGGCAAGGUGCAUUUCUUGCGCCUGAUCUCUUUGUGGGGAAAGAUGUAUGGUAUCAAAAUGGGGGUGGUGCAGCCCUCAAGCAUACAGGUCCGAAAAUACGUUACUUUGCUUCUCUCUGUGAGGCACUGGAGUUACUGCGCGCGGUGGAGAACUUAGGCAAUGUUGAGGCUGCCACUAAAAGUCUGCAGAAAUACUUCAAAACAGCGGAGGAGUCGACAGUGACGUUAGAGACGGAUAUGGGAAUACGUGGGGAGGGGACAUCAUCGCGCUCUAAGCUGGAGCGGGGCGUUAGAGGUCUGUUCCACAAGGGACAACAGGUGCUUCGAACAUGGAUGAACCAGGAGUCAAAUAUAGAGCUGUUUAUUGUAUGGGCAGUGAAUACGCUUGAACAGGCACAACUGUUUGAAAAAUGGAUUAUAUUUUACUCGCAUCUCCCAAAUACACCAGCAGUCGUAGGUAUUCUUGAACUCUUGCAUCGCAUUGUUGCACUUCUCUACACCGGCCUGUGCAGUUUUCUUCUUCGUGAUAUGGCUAUUCUUGUGGAACGACACCAAGAAAAAUGUCGAAAGAGUGCUACCAGGUUGCUUCCAGUGACUGUAAAGUUGGAUGGUGCCUCUAGUUAG
This is a messenger RNA of Trypanosoma theileri, 987 nucleotides long. Its product is annotated as putative 40S ribosomal protein S33. NCBI's taxonomy places the organism in Eukaryota, Euglenozoa, Kinetoplastea, Trypanosomatida, Trypanosomatidae. The transcript has a single exon. The record is from RefSeq and is a predicted model, not a curated record. The coding region runs from base 1 to 987 and encodes 328 amino acids.